Molecule: messenger RNA, 1914 nt
Organism: Closterium sp. Naga37s-1
Lineage: Eukaryota; Viridiplantae; Streptophyta; Zygnematophyceae; Desmidiales; Closteriaceae
Source: the annotation of a GenBank genome assembly
AUGCGACUGCGGAAGACUGCAGUCCGCGCGCUCUACAACUGCAUGCGCCUCCACCCCUCUUGCCCUUCGCGCGUCCGCGUUGCUCUCUCCCUCCGUCUCUUCCUCCGCUCUCCCCUCUGCCCCUCCCUCUCCUCCCUGUGGAUGAACGACAGGCUCCAACGUCACAGCGCCCACGCGCCGCUCCACCCGCCGGGUCAGCGCCCCCCCCGCUCACCAGGCAGCGCCGCGCGCUCUGCUGGCCGCGUGGACAGCACCGGCGAGCAUGCUGCACGCGGAGCAGCCCAUGCCUUUCCCCCUUGCCCAUGCCUUUCCCCAUUGCCGGUCCCUUUCCCCCUUUGCCCAUGCCUAUCCGCCUUGCCCAUUCCUUUCCGCCUUGCCCAUGCCGUUCCCCCUUGUCCAUGCCUUUCCCCCUUGCCCGUCCCUUUCCCCCUUGCCCAUGCCUUUCCCCCUUGCCCAUGCCUUUCCCCCUUGCCCAUGCCUUUCCGCCUUGCCCGUCCCUUUCCCCCUUUGCCCAUGCCUAUCCGCCUUGCCCAUGCCUAUCCGCCUUGCCCAUGCCUAUCCCCCUUGCCCAUGCCUUUCCCCCUAGCCCAUGCCUUUCCCCCUUGCCCAUGCCUUUCCCCCCUUGCCCAUGCCUUUCCCCAAUGCCCGUCCCUUUCCCCCUUGCCCAUGCCUUUCCCCCUUGCCCAUGCCUUUCCGCCUUGCCCAUGCCUUUCCGCCUUGCCCAUGCCUUUCCCCCUUGCCCAUGCCUUUCCCCCUUGCCCAUGCCUAUCCGCCUUGCCCAUGCCUAUCCGCCUUGCCCAUGCCUAUCCGCCUUGCCCAUGCCUAUCCCCCUUGCCCAUGCCUAUCCCCCUUGCCCAUGCCUUUCCCCCUAGCCCAUGCCUUUCCCCCUUGCCCAUGCCUUUCCCCCUUGCCCAUGCCUUUCCCCCUUGCCCAUGCCUUUCCGCCUUGCCCCCCAUGCCUUUCCCCCUUGCCCAUGCCUUUCCCCCCUUGCCCAUGCCUUUCCCCAUUGCCCGUCCCUUUCCCCCUUUGCCCAUGCCUAUCCGCCUUGCCCAUUCCUUUCCCCCUUGCCCAUGCCUUUCCCCCUUGCCCAUGCCUUUCCCCAAUGCCCGUCCCUUUCCCCCUUGCCCAUGCCUUUCCCCCUUGCCCAUGCCUUUCCGCCUUGCCCAUGCCUUUCCGCCUUGCCCAUGCCUUUCCCCCUUGCCCAUGCCUUUCCCCCUUGCCCAUGCCUAUCCGCCUUGCCCAUGCCUAUCCGCCUUGCCCAUGCCUAUCCGCCUUGCCCAUGCCUAUCCCCCUUGCCCAUGCCUAUCCCCCUUGCCCAUGCCUUUCCCCCUAGCCCAUGCCUUUCCCCCUUGCCCAUGCCUUUCCCCCUUGCCCAUGCCUUUCCCCCUUGCCCAUGCCUUUCCCCCUUGCCCAUGCCUAUCCCCUUUGCCCAUGCCUUUCCCCCUAGCCCAUGCCUUUCCCCCUAGCCCAUGCCUUUCCCCCUUGCCCAUGCCUUUCCCCCCUUGCCCAUGCCUUUCCCCAUUGCCCGUCCCUUUCCCCCUUUGCCCAUGCCUAUCCGCCUUGCCCAUGCCUUUCCCCCCUUGCCCAUGCCUAUCCCCCUUGCCCAUGCCUAUCCCCCUUGCCCAUGCCUAUCCCCCUUGCCCAUGCCUUUCCCCCUUGCCCAUGCCUUUCCCCCUUGCCCAUGCCUUUCCCCCUUGCCCAUGCCUUUCCGCCUUGCCCAUGCCUUUCCCCCAUUGCUCACCUCCUCCCCUCCCCUCCCUCUUCCUCCCCAGCCGUCCCAUGCGCUUUGCCGUGUUUGGGCUGGGCAAUCAGCAGUACGAGCACUUCAACCUGAUGGGCAACAUGCUUGACACGCGCCUCGCUGCUCUAGGCCCUGUUGACGGCAUUGUUUCGGUGCAUGCGUUCGCCUCAUAG